UUAGUUCAACUAAUGAUUGCCUCCAGACAGCAGCAGGCCACGCGUCAGUGCACAGCUGACGGCCUACGGACCACCGGGUUGCGGCAGCUACAUGUAGGUCUCUCGAGACGGGGACCACGUAGAUCUACCGGUCGACGAACCCGUCUGUAGUUUGGUUCUGGCGAUAGUUUACGAAUUAUUAUUUAUUACUUCUUCACUCAUUUGCAUGUAUUCUGAGAAAUGCCGUCGAUGGGAGUGCGGCCCUAGACUAGGCUGUGCCUGGCUUCGACGAGUAGCGUAGUGUGGAUGGCAGCGUUCCAUUCCAUUGAAAUACAUGACUGUAUCGGAUAGUUCUGUCACUCGCAGUUGAUCGUCGACACGUGCAGCCGACGACGGAACCUCGCGUCCCACUCCCAGGCUCCCAGCCCGGCGCAGGAUGGAGUAAAUAUCCUACACGGCUGCUGAAUGCCGCUACAAAUCACUUAGUUGCGGACGAUAUCGACCCCAUCGGCGCGGUAGGCGAGUGUCGGGUGUCGCGCACCUGCUUUCCGCCAGUGGAGUGCAGCCCAUUAGUAUUACAGCCUCAAAUACAGGGCACUCUACGGAAAGCUGCGUUUCGGCAGAAGAAGCCGGCGCCAUGUCUGAAGCUAAGAUCAUUGACGAGGAGCAGGAGAAGCGCGACAUUCUCGCCCAUCUCAUCAAGGAUGGGCUACGCGUGGACGUCGGCGCCGAGGAGAAGCUGCAGUACUUCUACCGCAAGCUGCAGCGCACCGAGCAGCAGCUUGCCUCCACCCUGGACAACAUGGAAGAGCUGCGCCGGCAGCAGAAAGAGGAAAUGCAGGCGGUCGAAACGUACGUCUCGCACAUCCGUGAGCUCUCGGAAGAGCGCGAGCAGCUGGUUAACGACUUGGAGACGGAGAACGCGCAGCUGAAAGCCGAGCUUCAGCGCGCCUCCUUGGCGACUAGCACAGCCCUGCAGGAGCAGGCGUCGGUGAUCGGCUGGAAAGAAGUGAAGGCCGCGCUGUCCGAGAGCGAGCUGCGGGAGAUGAAUAUCAGCGCUACCGAUGAACCAAAGCAAGUUGUCCACCAGCUGGCAGCGCAGCGACGAGACCUAGCAGAGAAGUGCAAGACAGUGGAAGCGAAGGUGCUCGUCCUACAAGAGAAGCAGCAGGAGCUGCAGACUCGCCUGACGACGAGCAACCAGCUUCUGGAAGCGGAGAAGAAGUCCCUGGAAGUUCAGCUGCGGUCCGUCCAGGACCAAUCUCAAAACCAAAUCUCACAGGCCACCACAUCGUUCGUGGAAGAACGUAGCAAUCUGCAAGCAGAAGUCAAACAUCUCACCGAGGGUAACAAAGCCUCUUCCAAGAUGAUCACGGGGUUAGAGCAGCGAUCAAGGCAGCUCCAGGGCACCCUGGACGAGAGGAAGAAGCAGCAUGCCGAAGAGCUGAAGCAGGAGAAGCUGAAGGCCGCGGCUGACCUGGCUACUGUGCGUACCACCCAUGACAAGGCAGUGAAGAAGCUCAACGAGGAGAAGGAGCAGAGCAAGUCAACCAUCAGUAACUUACGCGUCAAGGUCCAGGUGCUGGAGAAAGACAAGGCCACGGCUCAGGACCGGGCGUCGACUGCCAACACCAAUCUAUCGGCGGAGCGAGCAAAAUGCCAGCGUCUCCAGGCAGCGCAAACCGACGACAAGACGAAGUGGCAAGAGGAACGGAAGCGACUGCAGAGCAGCACGCAACACGCACAGCAACAACUGGAGUCCUCCAAAAGUUCAAUGUCCAGCCUGGAAGCCGAUUUAUCCAGCGCUCAAGAAGAGUUGGCCUCGGUGAUGAACGAUAAGGAGCAGAUUCGACUGAGGCUGGCUGCCAUCCAGACAGACGCGUCAUCGACACACUCAACUCUUUCUGCACAGGUCGAGGACGUCAGGCGAGCACGCUCUGCAACGGAGAAGCACCUAGAAACCGUGCAAGAGCAGGCUCACCAGCUGGAGAGCGAGGCGAGCGAGCUACGUUCAAAGCUGAUCCGCAUGGAGGCGUCCACGAAACAGGAGAAGCUGACACACGCCAGAGUCGUGGCUGAAAUGAAGAAUCAGGCGACUGAGCUGCAAGAACAGUUGGCCGUUUCCAAGGAGAUGGCGAGCAGUUCAAAAGAUGAACUGCUGGUGCGGUGCGAGGAGAACGACACGAGGUUGCGCACGGCACAGGAAGAGGUCGGCUCACUGGAGGUGCAGUUAGCGGACAAGGAGCAGCUGUGUGCGCACUUGCAGACGGAAGUGACCACGUCGCGCCAGAAGACCAUUGAGAUUAGUGAAACAUUGAACUUGCUGAACAAUGCCAAGAAGAGGCUGGAGGAGGAGUCCGCACAGCAACUAGCCACCGCUCGCCGGGAAAAGGAAUCGCUGGAGCGAAACCUGGACCGCAUCCAGGAGGAACAAAAUAAGACGCUCUCCAAGCUGGAUAAACUGAAAGGGGAGAAUGCAGCCUUGUCAGCGCAGGUAAACCGGCUGACGGAUACCAUCGAGGAGACGCGGGGCCACAUGACGGGAAAGGAGCGCACUAUGGAGCAGCUCUCACAGCAAGUCGCAGAACAACAGUCACGUGCUGAAGAAGCGCUGAGCAAGUGUGAUGAGCUGCGCAGGGAACUCGCCAGCCAACAGAAUGAUAACCGCGGCCACCAAGAGACGGUGGCUAGGCUUCAAGCGCAGUCGUCGCACCUAUCGCAGGAGCUGGAGCGGCAGAAGACGAAAAAUUCCGACUUUGAAAACACUAAUCUGCAUCAGAUGGAGCAGCUCCGGGCGUCGUUUGAGCACGAGAAGGAGUCUCUUCAAGAGGAAACUGAGCGGCUCACGACCCAGCUGCGUCAGGUCACUGCCAGGGAGGAAACCAGUCAGAAGGAGCUCAUGACUGAGCUGGAGCAACUACAAGCAGCAACCGAGGAGAGUAGUUUGCUGGCGAGUCAGAACAGCGUGUUGGAAGAGAAGAUUGCAUCGCUCGAGCAGCAGCUGGCCUUGGCGCAGCGUCAGAUUGGCAGUGCCGACAUGGAGAAGUCCAAGCUCUGGGCACAGAUCAAGGACACACAGGAGCGCAUCCUGCCACUGCAGGCCAAGAACGAGGCAUUGCGUAAUCAGCUGGAUAAGAAAUCCUCGGAGCACCGCCUCACAAGUUCAUACUUGACAAAGUCCACCAAGGACUUGGACAACUUGCAGAACUCAUUCGAGGAGCAGAAGCGAGCUCUGGAAAUUGAGGAAGCCAAGGUCAAUACCUUGCACCAGGAGAUGGCCCGGCUUCAGGGCAAGCUAGAAGCACUGGAACAGGCCACAUUGAACUCCCGCCAGCAAGAAUCGGACUCGCGCAGGAGCCAAGAGGUGAUCGAGGACCUGCGUGGUAGUCUACAGGCCAUACAGACGGAUCGCGUGCUCCAGGAGCAAAGCAUCUCAGAGAUGAAGCGCCGUGUCACCGAGGAGAAGGCAAGGCGCGAGCGCGAGCACGCCGAGAACAAGCGACUGUCACUGGAACUGCAACGCUCCCAGCAGCUGGUCAAAGUGCAACAGCAGAAGUGGCAGCAGGCCAAGACGCAGAAGCGGAAAUCCGAGAGCCAAAGCUUGAGUGCACUGGGGCAGGUGGAAGCGUCCCAAGCCGAGAAGCAUCAGCUUCAGAUGCACAUAGCUAAGCUCAACGACACGGUGGACGAAUUGCAGAGCAGAUGCAGUGAACUGGAGUCCAGCCAUGAGCACACUCGAACGACAGUCAAGGAGAAGUAUCGUACCGUACGCCACGCUUUCCGUACUCAGCUCUCCGAGUCCGAGGACAGGCUAAGCUUGGCGUCUGCGCAGUUGGAGCGCGAGGAAGAAUGGCGCAGGUCACAGGAGGAGAAGCUCCGUCAUCUGCUCCAGGAGAAGAAGGAGCUAAGCGAGCAGUUGGUAAAGGCCACAUCGGCCGGCCGUGACAUGGCCCGGUCUGUUCAUCAGACGGAGAGCAAAGUCAGCGUGCUGGAAAAGGAGAAUGUGGAACUGCGCAAGAGGAUUAUUCACCUCGGCCAGCAGCAGCAGAGCGACACGGAGAGACUGGACCAGAAGCUAGCGUCGUCGAAGACUGAGACCGAUAGACUUCUCCAGCAGUUCACCGCCCUGGCUACAUCAUCACUGCGGUCACCACCGUCAGCCAACAGGAGUGACAGCAACGGCACGCUGGGAUCGCUCGGCAGUCCGCGCUCCAUACAGGACUCGUUCGCAUCAUGACCGAGCACACCCGACCGUAUCAAGACUUUCAGUUGGCCAUUCAGUUCUUGAGUUGUAAAAAUACGAACCAUUGAGCAGGGAGUAGGUAUUUUACUACUCCUUCAUUCAGAGCAAUGAUUCAGCGGACGGAGCACUAUGCAUGUACAGACGUACUAGAAGAAGAUGGAUGAGCACGGAAGCGAACUCAAAGUGAUCGACACAAGCAUUCGGAGAGGACAGUACAAUUGACUCAUGAUGGCUCGUCCUAAAGCAAUGCACGUGCUAAUAGCAAAUUUUACGGAAUGAAGUUCACGGUUGGACUAAAAUGUUGAGACUAUAAAAGUAUUAUUAUUGUAUAGUCGAUGCAGAAAGAAUACAAGUGAAAGAAGAAA
Sycon ciliatum is the source of this 4587-nucleotide messenger RNA. RefSeq names its product early endosome antigen 1-like. The coding region runs from base 617 to 4216 and encodes 1199 amino acids. NCBI's taxonomy places the organism in Eukaryota, Metazoa, Porifera, Calcarea, Leucosolenida, Sycettidae. The transcript has 23 exons. The record is from RefSeq and is a predicted model, not a curated record.